AUGGAGGUAUCAAAUGUUUCUUCAUCAUCAUCAUCAAAUACUUAUGUUUCAAAUACAAAAGUUGCUAAAGUAUCAUCACCUUUAACAUCAAGAGCUAAUAAACGUUAUCAAUCAAGAUUCAAGAAAGAAUGGUUGUCCAACUCUUAUUUUUCUACAUUUUUACGUGAAUGUAAAACCGAUAUAACAAAAGCCGUAUGCAUUACUUGCAAUGUACAAUUUUCUAUUCAAAACAGUGGAGUUGGAGAUAUCAAUCAUCAUAUUCAAACAAAGAAACAUCAAGAUCGUACAAAAUCUAUUGAAGCGACUCCAUCAAAUAGAAUUGAUACUGCAUUUAACAUAACAACCACUGAACUUAAUAAAUUAUGUGCUGUUGAAGGUGCAUUAGUAUUUCAUACUGUUAAACAUUCUCAUAGUUAUAUCUCACAUGGUUGUACAAUCGAUAUGAUCAAAAAAUGUUUUCCUGAUUUAUCUACAGUUAAAAAUAUCACCUGUGAUAGAACUAAAGUAGGCAUAAUGUUGAUGAAAUGA
This is a messenger RNA of Adineta steineri, 528 nucleotides long. Lineage: Eukaryota; Metazoa; Rotifera; Eurotatoria; Adinetida; Adinetidae. The record is from the annotation of a GenBank genome assembly.